AUGAGCCGCGUACAAGUCUGCCAGGCGGAAGCAAUCUUAAAAAUUGCUCCCAGAGGCACCGAGCGAAGGCCAAGACCCGAAGGUUUGAACCGGUUGCCUCACAUUGUCGAGGCAUUCAGGGACCUCGCGAGUUACACAAGCCGCGGUGGUGUAGCACUACCGACUCGUUGCUUUCCCGCUGAACCGUACUUCUUUGCAUCCCCUCGGGAUCCAAAGUGCAAGAUCAACCUGACUGCCAUUCUCGCUGCCAUUCUGGCCUGCUACUCUAGGAUACUUCCACCAUCGGGGGGCUCGUUUCUCUGUGCUUGUGUGCGUUUAAGGGUGAGGAGGAUAGGGACCCCGGAAAGAAAGAUCGAGAAAAGAAUGGAAAAAUAUCCGGACAAGGAGUUCUACUAUAUCCAGAUGGAGAAAUACGCGAGGCAAGCUGUUUCGGAAGGUGUAAAGAACGUAGAUGACCUUCGAGUUGGAGGUGACUCGGAAAUCUAUCGAGUUCUCAACCUUCAUUACAACAGAAAUAACCAUAUUGAGGUAAAUUAUUCGUUACGCAUACCAUGCACAAAAGAUUGAAGAAAACUGAAACUCGUUGAACUCUUGACAAUAUAAUAAAAAAUAUAACAAUAUAGAAAUAUAGAAAUAUAGUAAUCAGAAAUUAAGUGGUAGAGACAGUACUUUCUAA
Molecule: messenger RNA, 676 nt
Organism: Heterotrigona itama
Lineage: Eukaryota; Metazoa; Arthropoda; Insecta; Hymenoptera; Apidae
Source: the annotation of a GenBank genome assembly